AUGUCAUAUCCUCAUGAUGCUGCAAUAGCUGCUUUCGUGAAAUCUUUUCACUUGGAUUGGUCACCAACAACAAUUAAACCUGCCAUCAUGACCACAACAAGACCCACAAAUGGUUCUAAUAAUGAGGAUCAAAUUGGUGAAUGUGCUUAUAGGUCAGAGCAUGGUAACCCUGAGAAAGCUCUUGAUCUUGGCCUUAUAUAUGACAUUCAUAAGGAGGACUAUGUGCAAUUGUUGUGCAAUUUGGGAUAUGAUAAUCAAACAAUCAAAAUCAUAUUUGGAGAAAGUAUCUCUUGCUCUCGAGCUCGUGAUGGAUCUUUAGUGAGGAAUUAUAAUCAUCUUACACUUGUUGUUGUUGUUGAGCCUAUGACAUCUUUAAGUGAUGUCUUUCAUAGAACAAUCACAAAUGUUGGGACUGCAACCUCCAAUUACACAACAACUGUGUUGCCAAAUUGA
Messenger RNA from Lotus japonicus, 453 nucleotides. RefSeq names its product subtilisin-like protease SBT4.3. Gene Ontology annotation, biological process: proteolysis. Gene Ontology annotation, molecular function: serine-type endopeptidase activity. The record is from RefSeq and is a predicted model, not a curated record. Lineage: Eukaryota; Viridiplantae; Streptophyta; Magnoliopsida; Fabales; Fabaceae. The transcript has a single exon. Bases 1 to 453 code for a protein of 150 amino acids.